AUGUUGAGUCUAAAGGCAUCUCUGACGUCUAUGACAGAGCACACUGAAAUCAAGACAAAUCGACCAACCCCGAAAGAACCAAGAAUUUCAACCCCAAUGGCUACGCCGAUGUAUAAAAGUGACGAAGAUUGGACGCAUCACCCGUUAGCGCAAAGUAUGAGUGCUAGAGAUCCCGCUUCAACAUCAAGGGUUGGCAACCUAGUUCGUAAACCCAAUUUAUAUGAUGGGCAAACUUCAUGGGAGGCUUACUAUGCCCAAUUUUGCAUAAUAGCAGAAAUGAACGGAUGGGACGAUAUGGAAAAGGCAUCCUUCUUGGCAACCAGUCUCAAGGGAACGGCAUUGCAAGUGUUGGCCAAUUUAUCCAAUGACCGUAGACAAGAUUAUCGAGCUUUAGUAACUGCUCUGGCUAGUCGAUUUGGCACGUCACACCGUACAGGGAUUUCUAAAGUAAAGUUCAAAAAUCGAGUCCGACAACGUGAUGAAGGGUUACCUGCGUUGGCCGAGGAUAUAGAAAGGCUUGCUCGGUUGGCUUAUGCGGAUGCUCCUCCAACAAUAAUUGACACUAGCUCGUGA
Paramuricea clavata is the source of this 573-nucleotide messenger RNA. The record is from the annotation of a GenBank genome assembly. Lineage: Eukaryota; Metazoa; Cnidaria; Anthozoa; Malacalcyonacea; Plexauridae.